Schistosoma intercalatum is the source of this 1116-nucleotide messenger RNA. NCBI's taxonomy places the organism in Eukaryota, Metazoa, Platyhelminthes, Trematoda, Strigeidida, Schistosomatidae. The record is from the annotation of a GenBank genome assembly.
CUACUUCAUUAUGCGGAACGCACGAAUUCAUACAAGCCAACACGGACAUGACUAACCUCAAGCACUUCAAGCACGGAAUGCUCAGCCUUAAUUAGGCUGCUCCAGAAAGUAAAGGAGGUCGGUUUGACUGUAGGUUUACUUUCUAUCAAUCUCCGUUGUGAGAGGGGUUGUGGUAUGUCUCUGCGUGUUACAGUUGGUCGUCUAUCAAACUCGCUUGUCUUCCAUCCCAAUUUACUGAUCCGUUAUGCUUCCAGUGAGCCGACUGAUGAGCAAGGUGGAUUUACGCGGUCAAUCUACUCCAAACCUAUGUAUAAAUAUGUUGUACGUGACGGGAAAUCUGUUAAAAUAUAUACUGGUUUGGUGACAAAAUCGUCUCGUCCUGCUGUUAAAUUUCGUGAACUUCUUCAGAAGGCAUGGAGUACAGAAACUCUGACAGUGGAUAGCCUCAGAUCAUUGUUGCUAUCACGAAUGAAGGAACGAAACCGACGAAGACAAAUAGUUUCUGACAAAGACGUUGAUAAACUAGGACUAGAUAUUGCCAUAGCUCAUAUGGUGUGCAGUCUGGGCGGUCGCGUUCAGCUCAUCGGUCACACUAGCUGGAUUCAACCAUAUGCUGGGGUCCCUCCUAUACUACCAAAUAAAUACGAUGAUGGUUUCGUGAUCGAAAGCAUUGACCUGUCAGGUACCAAUAUUGUAUAUGAAGGACUAGAGUUUUUACCCUGUUUAACUCAUCUAAGGUACUUAAAAAUGAAAAGAUGUAUACAUCUUGAUGAUUUUUGCUUGUCGAGAAUUGGACGUAUCAAAGGAUUACAAUUUCUCGAUGUCAGUGAGUGCCCUACUAUUACUUCAAAAGGCCUAGCGACAUUGGCACACUUAAAAGCUUUACGCCGCCUAAUAGUGAGUGGAAACCCACAGAUUGAAGACAAGGAAUUAGUUUGCCUCCUACUAGAAGAUCACUUACCAAAAUUAUACAUUGACGGUGUUGACUACAUCGGUCAACUACCUGAUAAAUCAAAAGAAAAGAUCUUAAGGUUAGUAUCUAGAAACGAAAAGUUUACUCAAACACAAAACGAGGAGACCAAUGUAGACAAAGUUUAUUUGAUUGACAAAGCAUAG